UUGUUUUGGCCAGCCUCCUCGAUCCUAGAGAGGCGCCAUUUUUAUGGCCUAUUAUGCUUCUGAUCUGAACAAUAUUUAAAGAAACCCCCCCAAAAAAUCUGAAAAUAAAAAAGUCCGGGAAAACCGAAACCGGGAAAGAUGGCAGCCCCUCCGGUGCGAGCUCGGGCCGAUUACGAUUAUCUCAUAAAGCUUCUUCUCAUUGGCGACAGCGGGGUUGGAAAGAGUUGUUUACUAUUGCGCUUCUCAGAUGAUUCUUUUACUACAAGCUUUAUUACCACAAUAGGGAUUGACUUUAAGAUUAGGACUAUUGAACUUGAUGGGAAGCGCAUCAAACUACAAAUAUGGGAUACAGCUGGUCAAGAGCGUUUCCGGACAAUCACAACAGCUUAUUACAGGGGAGCCAUGGGCAUAUUGCUGGUCUAUGAUGUUACAGAUGAGUCUUCCUUCAACAACAUCAGAAACUGGAUCCGUAAUAUUGAACAGCAUGCAUCGGAUAAUGUUAACAAGAUAUUGGUUGGAAACAAAGCUGACAUGGAUGAGAGUAAGAGGGCUGUGCCAACAUCGCGGGGCCAGGCACUAGCUGAUGAAUAUGGUAUCAAGUUCUUUGAGACGAGUGCAAAAACAAACUUAAAUGUGGAGCAGGUUUUCUUUUCUAUUGCUAGAGACAUAAAGCAAAGGCUUGCAGAGAGCGACUCCAAAGUAGAGCCUUCGACCAUUAAGAUCAGUAAACCAGAUCCAGCCAAGACUCCAGGUUCUACCACUACAGAGAAAUCGGCUUGCUGCGGUUCCUGAAGUGAUACAAACAAUUAACAUUAGCUCUUGAUUAUUUCUCGUGUGCAUGUUAUAUAAGUCGUAUACCCCUGGCCCCCUGGGAAGCCAUUUGUGUUUGCCAAGGCAUUUUAAAUUACAGCUUCUGCCCUUCAUGUUUGUUAAACUUCUGGGCGUUGUAAUUUCUCCCUCGAUCUGUAGAGAGGGGUUCCUUUAAAUGCUUUUCUAUGCUUCAGGAUGGAAGUCCUGAAGUUAUAACAAUCUUUUCUGGGUGAUUUCUUGUGCUAUAUUUCUUCAUGAAUGCUCAGUAAUAUUAGCAAUGGGUCAAACAAAAUCAUCGAAUACUUAUUGUUUCUACCCAUCUCCAAAGCAAUCUCAAUCUUUCUCUGAGACAACGAUGAAUAGAUUCUACUGCUUGCCUUUGGUAUA
Molecule: messenger RNA, 1197 nt
Organism: Nelumbo nucifera (sacred lotus)
Lineage: Eukaryota; Viridiplantae; Streptophyta; Magnoliopsida; Proteales; Nelumbonaceae
Product: ras-related protein RABE1c-like
Molecular function (GO): GTPase activity; GTP binding
Source: RefSeq, a predicted model, not a curated record